Messenger RNA from Liolophura sinensis, 2636 nucleotides. RefSeq names its product sodium- and chloride-dependent taurine transporter-like. Gene Ontology annotation, biological process: amino acid transport; nitrogen compound transport; sodium ion transmembrane transport. The record is from RefSeq and is a predicted model, not a curated record. Gene Ontology annotation, cellular component: plasma membrane. The transcript has 13 exons. NCBI's taxonomy places the organism in Eukaryota, Metazoa, Mollusca, Polyplacophora, Chitonida, Chitonidae. The coding region runs from base 11 to 1846 and encodes 611 amino acids.
GAGCGGUAAAAUGAAGGCGGACAAUCGGCAGACGUAUACGAAUACCAUCGACUUCCUGUUUGUUACCUUGGGGAGUUGUGUUGGCUUAGGAAAUGUUUGGCGUUUUCCUUAUGUUUGCUACCGGAAUGGUGGAGGGGUUUUCCUCAUCCCUUAUUUGGUGGCCGUGCUGCUUAUUGGAAUCCCAGUGGUCUUCCUCGAGUCCGCUCUGGGACAGUUCAUGUCCAGGGGAGCCAUUAAAGCCUGGAAAAUAUCACCCCUAUUCCAAGGUGUUGGUUUUUCCAUGACUGCUCUGAACGUCUUCAGUCAGUGUUACUACAACGUGGUGCUGGCAUGGGUGUUGUAUUAUCUUUUCUCAUCCUUCACGACCCGUUUACCUUGGUCUCAUUGUGGAAACGAUUGGAACUCGGAUCGCUGCAUCGAACGGUGUGGCAGCUACAACCGUACCGAUAACAACACUUUCGAAGGCACCGCAUCUGAUGAUGCAAUUACGAACCGGACCAGCAAGUACUGCUCCAUGCUGUAUUCGGGACUCCUUCCCAACUAUACAGCCAAUAAUUCUCAAGUGUUUAUGGACCCAGCUACGGAGUUUUGGGAGCGCAAGGUGCUGGGUGUAACGGAAGGGAUUGAGCACAGCGGCAGCGUUAAGUGGGAUCUCGCUCUUUGCUUACUGCUCGCUUGGCUCAUGGUCUACUUCUGCAUUUGGAAAGGCGUCAAGUUGACCGGCAAGAUCACAUACGUCACUGUCACCACACCCUACUUGCUGCUCUUCGCUCUCCUCGUCCGAGGAGUAACCUUGGAAAGUGCCUCGUUGGGUAUAAAUUACUACCUACUUCCGGACUGGUCGAAACUUGCCAAAGUCCAGGUGUGGUUAGAGGCAGGCAUUCAAGUGUUUUACUCCUACGGCGUCGGGCUCACUAUUCAUACUUCCUUAGGAAGCUGCAACAGGUUCCAUCACAAUUCUCUCAGACAUAUCCUGAUAUUCGCGUGCCUGAACAGUGCAACCAGUUUCAUAUCUGGGUUCGUCAUAUUUUCCGUGUUGGGAUUUAUGGCGAACAAACAGGGGCUGUCUGUGGACAAGGUAGCGGGCUCAGGACCUGGCCUGGCCUUUGUGGCCUAUCCCGAGGCCAUGUCCCAGAUGCCAGCGGCUCCAGUCUGGUCCGUCGUCUUCUUUCUCACCCUCAUUCUACUGGGGAUUGACAGUCAGUUCGCUCACUGCGAAGGUUUCAUAGUGUCCGUGACGGACCUGUUCCCCAAGUAUCUCAGGGGAACGCCUAGGAAGGAGAUCUUCAUCGCUGUUCUCUGCACCUCCUGGUUCCUGGUUGGCCUGUCCAUGGUGACCGAGGGUGGUGUGUACGUGCAGCAGAUAUUCGAGUGGUACUGUGGGGGACGAAUCUUGCUGCUGAUGGUGUUUCUACAGUGUAUAGGCAUAGCCUACUUCUAUGGAAUUAAUAAGUUUCAACAGAAUAUCGAAUACAUGCUGGGGUAUAGAGUUGGACCGUUCUUUAAAAUCGCCUGGCUUUUCGCCUCUCCGCUGUUCUCAAUACUGCUGUUCAUUUUGGACAUUGUCCUGUACCCGGAAAUGACGUACAAGCGGAAAUCUGGCGUCUACUACUUCCCAGACUGGGCACGUGGGGUAGGCUGGCUCAUGUCGGGAAUUCCCCUUCUAUUCAUUCCUGGAGUAGCCAUUUGGCGUUUGAUGCACACAGGCGGUGGAAUCACCAAGCGUAUCCGGUUCCUGUGCAAGCCUCAGUUUGACGAUACUCAGAUGAGCCGGUCUUUGAGGCGGAUUGGAGAGUCCAAACCUGAUGACGAGGUGGAGUUGUCUACCUUGACCACCAAGUCGUGAUCCCUGACCGUCAAGUCAGGGUUCGGUGCUUUGACACAGCUGGGAAGAGGGCAGGGCAAGGAGACUGAAUUGGGGUCGGGCUAGAUAGCCAAAGAGAUUACACUGAAGUCUGCGCUUUGUUUGGACGCUUGAUGUCCAUACUAUCCUGACUCUAAUCAUCUUUACGUACGAAAAGACACAAUGGACGACGUGUUGCCAUUAUUUUCACUCAUUCUAUCGCACUCUGAAGAGAGUUUCCUUGCCGACCAAAUGGUCAUUCGAAGUAUUCUCAAGGGUGGGUUUUAGUGGAAAGACUCACUUCCACCCUUGGAUUCGCGUGAAGGAUUCUGGGUAAAAGAAAUGGCGCAUCAUUCAUGGCAUCAUUGAAUUUCUCCACGGACAGAACGAUUGUCGACUUCGAAGUUACAUGAAUUUUUAUUUGACAUCAGAUAUCUUCGUUUUAAUUGUAAUUUGUGUCAACUUUUACCGCAUUCGCAUUUCUAGAUAUCCUGUAUUUCUCUUUGUUAACUUAAGGUUUUUUAAUGUAAUAUCACCGCUGUAUAUUGCCUUUCUCAGGGAGGCCAUCUUAUCAAUUUUUGCUUUCUUUUCCUGGGAGCGUAUCUUGUUUUUGUGUUUUUUUUGGUUUUUUUUUCUCUAAGCGCCUAACUUGUCUUUUUUGUUUUUCUAUGGGAGCCUAUGCUGUCCUUGUUUUUACCAAUUCUGACAAUUCCAGGCAUAUCCAGAACAGUAUAUGCGACACUCUUCGAUCUCUAUCGUAUUGGAGAGGGAAAUAAAACAGACUUAACAUUAA